CAAAAGAAAGCAUAAAUUACUAGAAGCUACGAGCGACACAUUCCAAUAUGAGUUCCAACAAAUAUCAAAAAAAUCCCCAUACUCCAGGAAUUUCAUUUCUUUUUUUGGCAAUAAUUCUACAUCGAUUCGUAAACGCAUCAUGGACAACAUUGCAAACAGAGAAAACAAACAUAAAGCCGAAAAUUGCAUCUUAUUACACUCGGGGGCUAUUGCACCAAAUGCCAUCACUAUCACCAUCACCAUCACCAGUGCCAUUGCCAUCAGAACAACUCUUCGACAGCAAGCGUUUUGUUGACAAAAAGUCGAACAAUAUUGAUGUCAACCAUCUGGAAAGUGCUGCAGGCAGCCCAGGGAUGCUACAUCAUUUAAUUUAUGAACUUGUCCAAUACAAGCAUAUACCGAGAGUAAGUUUGCUAACAUGCCAGCAGGAUAAUGGGAACUUGGACGUUAACGUAAACGUGAACGUGGACGUAGAUAUGGGCAACGGGUCACCAACCAGAAGGCAGCGAGAGCAAACAAGGACAUCGAUUAAUAUUGACACGCUGACAAUAUUGAGAUCGUUUUUCACAGGCAAGGAUAAUCGUCGUUGGUAUAAGGGACACACGAUUGAUGGUGUCAACAUUUCCAGCAGCAUCAGUUCAAGUGACUGGAUUGGUCACAACCACCAUAGUCGAAGUCGUGGGUCUGCACAUAGACGCUCUGCAGAUUCUCAGCCAAAGGGUGUUUUAAUUAAAAUUCUGCGAAUAGAUCUAUUAAUCAAUAGUCAAGCAAGCAAGAGUUUUGCAAAUAAAAAUAAUUCUAGUGACACUGCAGACGAGUUGCUUGCGACGUUCCUUCGGAGUGAAGUUUUGCGACAAUUUGUUGUUCUUGAUUUGUCUUGCAAUAUUGCUAGUCGAAAAGUCCUACAGAUGGCUUCGAACAAAGGACUUUUCAACUCCUCAUAUCAUUGGCUUUUGAUUGAGGAUUAUACUUUUAAUCGGCAAGAAGAUGAUGACGAUGAGAACGAGAAUGAGGAUGAAGAUGGUGACGGUCGGGAUGAUUCUCAACUGCUGCAGGAUAUCCUUACUUCUAAUGCUCCAGAUACUGAUACCGCUUCUGGGACUUCAUCAGGAGAUGAUAAAAUCAAUAGUGAUGGCCGAGACGCAGACGAUUACGGCAACGGCAAUGGCAACGUUAGUGACAACAAAGUCUCCAUCUCCAGGUUCAGCUCCAUCUCCAGUGACAGUGAUAACGCUGAGAAGGGGGAACAGUUGAAGCAAGAGAAGGACAUAUUGCUUAUUGAGAAGUUUCUAGAAAAAAUCAACAUCAAUAUAAAUACUGAGCUAAUAUUGGCAAAGCGAAUCAAUGGGGGUCCAGAUUCGGAUUCAAAGAAGGAUUACUACAUGCUGUAUGACGUUUGGAAUCCUGGUUUGCAGUAUGGUGGCAGUCUAAACGUUACACAAAUUGGAAAUUUCUCAGAAGAUAAUGGCCUUCAAUUGCGAAAGUGGUAUCGGCAACAAACCACAAUCAUCCGUAGAAUGGACAUGAUGAAUGCCCGCAUCCGUUGCAUGAUUGUGAUUACGAACAAGAAUCACUUGGACAACUUUGAGGAUUACUUGACACAGCAAUAUGACAUCCACCUGGACUCGAUGCACCGUUUCAAUUUCGCUCUUCUCUCCUACGUCAGGGAUUUAUUUAAUUUCAGCUUGGUCAUGUCGCGUACUCCCUCUUGGGGCUAUCUGAAAAAUGGAAAAUUCGAUGGGAUGAUAGGAGCUCUUGUACAACGUCAGGCAGAUAUCGGUGGAUCACCGAUUUUCUUUCGAAUAGAACGUGCGAAGGUGAUUGAUUACACAACAAGGACAUGGAUUGCCAGGCCUUGUUUCAUAUUUCGACAUCCCCGAACGGUUCGAACGGACCAAAUCGUAUUCCUUCAACCUUUUUCAAACAGCGUUUGGGUACUUGUGGCAAUAUUUGGAGGAAUAACUAUAACUCUUUUGGCUGCUUUGACUAUUGUGGAGCAAAAAAUGAAGGAGGGUGAUUCUGACAAAUCGUCUUCAUCAGUUUUCGAGGAACAAAAAAUGACAACGAAUACAAUCGAUGUUAAGAACACUAAGAACCAACAUAAUUCCCUGAGGAAGACAACAAAAAUGGAAGUAGAUACCGAAGUGAGUCCCUUUACUCAGAAGAAUACAAUGCCCUUGGCACGGCAGCGGCAGCGUGGUCUCUUUAGAACUGCAGCUCCCUGGUUGGCAAACAUGGAUGAGGAUACCAAUAGCAAUACCAGCACCAGCACCAACACCACCAUCAUCAACAAUGCUUUAACUUUGAGAACUCAACGAUUCAACAUCAAAGCUGGAGGAAUCAGAAAAAAAGAGGACACCCCAGUGGAUUAUGGCGAUGGAGCUCAUGUCUUGGCGCAAAGUGAAAUUGAUUGUAUUGAUAAUGGUGUCAGAGUUAGUGGCCCGAUCAAUGCUGUAGUUUCACUUAAUAACCAUGGCCAUAUUGAAGCUGGAAGUUUGAAGAUGGGGAAAACUUUGAGAAAAUAUUUUACUUGCUCGAUGAAAUACUUUUGCAAGACAGAUGGAAAUGGAAAUAUUUCAAAUAAAAAACGAUGGGAGAUAAUGUUGGAGUCAAUGCUCUUUUAUAUUGGAUCAAUUUGUCAACAAGGAUUAUCACUCUCCACAAAUCUGAUAUCUUGUCGGUGUGUUAUUAUUACCAGUCUCUUGUUUUCAUUUUGCAUCUACCAAUUCUACUCGGCUAGCAUAGUUGGUACGUUGUUGAUGGAGAAACCAAAAACCAUCAAGACACUACGCAAUUUGAUUCAAAGCUCUCUCGAAAUUGGAAUUGAAGAUAUACUCUACAACAGAGACUUUUUCCUGCACACAAAAGAUCCAGAUGCCAUUCAAUUGUAUGCUUCUGUAUCACUACCUCCGGACCAGAAUUCAACACCCCCAACCAACCAAACCAACCGAAGCCAGACACUAGAAGAGCAACACCACCACUGGCAAAAAGAGGUUCCCACCACCUCCACCAGUAAUCACAGGAAUAGAGUACAAUCAAAAACCAGCGAUGCAUCCAACUGGCAUGAUCCCGAGUAUGGCGUGGCAAAAAUUAAACAAGGAGGAUAUGCUUUUCAUGUGGAUGUGGCUACCGCAUAUAAAAUAAUCUCGGAUACUUUUACUGAAAAGGAAAUUUGUGAAUUGUCAGAAAUUCAACUAUUUCCACCACAAAAGAUGGUCAACAUUGUGCAGAAGGGUUCACCAUUGAGGAAGAUCAUUACAUAUGGGCUACGUCGAAGCACAGAAGCCGGACUAAUGGAUUACCAGAGAAAAGUCUGGCACUCGCCAAAACCGCGGUGCGUGAAGCAGAUCCGAACUGAUGAUUUGAGGGUUGAUAUGCAGACAUUCACAUCAGCAGUUUUCGUACUUAUCUUUGGAUUUGCAGCUAGCGUACUCGUCCUGGCUCUAGAGAUGGUUCAUAAUAAUUUAUGGCAGCAAUUUGCAACAUAAGCAGCAGCAGCAGCCAGCAUCAGGAGCGUAGAAUGAACAGCAGCAGCACAGGAGCAGGAGUAGCAAAAGCAGCAGUAGAAGAAGUAGAAACGGGAGCAUUAAGCUUUGGUUGGGAUUGGUGACAAUGACGCGGUGAUGGUAGACGUUUGUGGUGGCGUUGCAUUUUUUGGUUGGAUACCUUUUUGGCUUCCAAAACUUGGUUCCAAAAGAAAAUUGCAGUUGACAUCAUUGAAAUGUUUUGGGGUUGCGGUGAUUUAUAUGUGUAGUAUUGUAUUUGAUUGAGUUGUUGCUUUUUUGAAACAAAUAAAAUGUACAAAUAAAUUUUGCUUUAUGUUUGUCUAAAGGCUUUGACGUUUAGGUAAACAAUAUUGAAGAUGUUGCGGGAAUUUAUACUUUGAUAUAAUGACAAAUUUAUGUAAUUUGGUUAUGUAAUAUUUUGGAGAAUUAAUGGAGAGGCUAGGUUUUUAAAUGACAUACACGUCCUAGCCGAACAAAAGAAGUUUAUGUGAUAUGUGUUGAGAGGGUAUGUGUUAUUGAUUACUUAAGUAGGUUUUAAUAAUUUACAAAAUGACGGGUUGAAAAAUUUGGCAGAAGAUGAAAGCUUACAAUCUUAAACGAUUUCUUAAAAUAAAUAACUUACUUAGCUAAAAUAAUGAGUUUGCAAAUUUAUAACGAUUUUAGGAACUUAAUAUCUCUUAAAAUGUUACCAUGGUAAGAAUCAAUAAAGGAGUACUUUAAAUAUAAGUAAGUUUUUAAGGCAUUUUGAGUCUCUGCAUUUCCAGAAUUUUUAGUUCUUAUUUUGUUUUUUUUUUUGUUAUCAUCAAAGUUCACUAUCGAAUUCAGUUAAAUCGUUUUCAAUAAAAGUAGAAUAUUAUUUAACAAGUUCGCACUUAUUGGUUAAGAAAGGAAUUGCUGAAUAUUUAGAAUAUUUCUAAUUUUUAAAAGUUGAAAUACGACUGUUCAAAAGUUUUUAGUAACCAAGUUUCCUUAAAGUUUACCUGCUUAAGUUAUUGAAUAUUUAUUUAUAAAUUAAAAUUUGUAUAACUCACCAGAAUUGUAUAUUAAAUCACUCUAAUGUCCAGGCCAUGCAGGUACAUAUUGUUAUGAAUAAAUACGCUGAAAAGAAAAGA
Messenger RNA from Eupeodes corollae, 4618 nucleotides. RefSeq lists its product as uncharacterized. The coding region runs from base 48 to 3488 and encodes 1146 amino acids. Gene Ontology annotation, molecular function: glutamate-gated receptor activity. Lineage: Eukaryota; Metazoa; Arthropoda; Insecta; Diptera; Syrphidae. The record is from RefSeq and is a predicted model, not a curated record. Gene Ontology annotation, cellular component: membrane. The transcript is spliced from 13 exons.